AUGAAAGGGCCAGGAUCCCUGGAAACGGCAUUGGUACGUGAGCACAACCAUCUGUCCCUCUUGUGUGGGGAUGAAGCGCGUGUUACGAGGGCGGGACACGAAUGUGAGGACACAAUCUCAAAUGGAACUACGUCGACACCUACAUUAUCAGCACUUCCACCACGUCCAGGCUGGGCAGUGCGUACAUCAACAGGCCUCAUAUCGUCACCAGCAACUCCACCACCAACACUGUCAUCUUCAUCAGUUUCAUCACUGUUCACAUCUUCAUCAUCAUCAUCAACGGCAUCACUGCAUGGUGUCCAAAGAUCAGAAUGGGCUGAUUGCUCGAGCGUGUUGCCAUCAUCAUCGUCACCGUCAUCCAUUCGUUCGACAACUUCUGGUGUCAGACAACAAAUAUCAGCGUCAACGUCUGGUAAAAUCAACGAACAACCACCCCUGGUAUCAAGUGUCAGCGGAGCAAAUUUGUCAACACUUACAGUACCAGUCCACACAAUCCAUCACACAGCUCAAUCCACUGGGUGCUUACCUGAACGUUUAGAAGUUAAAGAAGUUCAAAUGUCAGGUCAAAAUGGGCUGUUGGCACGGCCAUCAUCAUCAUCCGGUUCAAGUAGUGGUAGUCCUAAUAUUAAUCCAUCUUCAUUUAAUAAUUUACCGACACGUGUACAUGGGCAUGAUCACACGCGUCCAUUACCACCACCACGAUUGCCGGAAACAAUAUCGACAAUAGCACCAUUAACUGCACCUUUAACUCCUUUAUCUACAUCAAGUAGUUUUCGUACGAAUUCGCGGUUGCAAUCAAUAAAUACUGCUGGAACGACAACUAAUUCAAGUGAUAGCAAUACGCAACAUCUUCGCAAUGAUCGUACUCUUGGAGAAGUUACGUUGACAGUACCGAGACCUGAUGUUGAACGGAUUGUCAAUGAGUGUAAAUGUGAAUCAUGUCGCGAACCACCACCAUUACCCAGUCGGUGGCUAUGUAAUAAUUCAUGUUUUUGUUCAGCAGAAACAGCUUUAGACUAUGCAUCAUGUUUAUGUUGUGUUAAAGGACUAUUCUAUCAUUGUGGUGAUGCUAAUGGUAGUGGUGAUUCAGAAGUUGGUGGUAGUUGUGCUGACGAGCCGUGUUCGUGCUCUGGAUCACGUAAAACAGCACGAUGGACAUGUCUAGCUGCAUUAACUAUGGUCUUACCAUGUCUAUUGUGUUAUUGGCCAUUGAAAGGAUGCGUAACAAUAUGUGAAGCUUGUUAUGCACGGCAUGCUGCACAAGGAUGUAAGUGUGAUCCUAUGGCAGUUGGUCGUUCAUUCGGUGGCCCGCCGGGUACGUUAAUAGUAUCAAGAGAUUCACGCGAUCCUGAGAAACGACUACUCGAUCCAGUUACACCAGAUUUAUAG
This is a messenger RNA of Cotesia congregata, 1389 nucleotides long. The record is from the annotation of a GenBank genome assembly. Lineage: Eukaryota; Metazoa; Arthropoda; Insecta; Hymenoptera; Braconidae.